Molecule: messenger RNA, 1605 nt
Organism: Bipolaris sorokiniana ND90Pr
Lineage: Eukaryota; Fungi; Ascomycota; Dothideomycetes; Pleosporales; Pleosporaceae
Exons: 2
Coding region: 1-1605 (534 amino acids)
Source: RefSeq, a predicted model, not a curated record
AUGCCGAAAUGUCGAGGAAUCACGCUCGAAGAAGCCACUAUCGACCAACUGCAAGGGUACCUAGGUGACGGAACCAUCACAUCUGUCGAUCUCCUCAGAUGCUACCUCGAUAGAGUAUACCAAGUCGACAAAUAUAUCAAUUCUAUCAUGGAACUCAAUCCGGAUGCCGAGAAGAUGGCUGUUGCACUUGACGCCGAGCGUGCUGCUGGUCGCGUACGAGGCCCACUACACGGUAUACCAUACAUUGUCAAAGACAACAUUGCAACAAAAGAUCGAAUGGAGACUACAGCGGGAAGCUGGAUGCUAAUGGGAAGCAUCGUGCCUCGGGAUGCGCAUGUUGUUGCAAAACUACGGGAAGCAGGCGCUCUUCUCAUAGGCAAAGCAACGAUGUCUGAAUGGGCAGACAUGCGAUCGAACAACUAUUCGGAAGGGUACUCUGCAAGAGGUGGUCAGGCGAGGAGUCCUUACAAUUUGACUGUUAAUCCUGGCGGAAGUAGUACAGGAAGUGCAGCAGCGGUAGCUGCAAAUAUCGUUACUUUCUCACUAGGCAAGUUCAUUGUCAUCAACCCCGCAGAACGCAACGCCCUAGUCGGCAUCAAACCCACCGUAGGUCUCACUUCGCGUGCGGGCGUCAUCCCAGAAAGCAUCCACCAAGACACCAUCGGCACUUUCGCCCGCACCGUCCGCGACGCCGCCUACGCCCUCGACGCAAUCUACGGCAUCGACCCCGACGACAACUACACCUUCGCCCAACAUGGCAAAACAUCCCAAGCAGGCUACACAUCCUUCCUCUCCAAUGCCUCGGCCCUCUCCACCGCAACCUUCGGCCUCCCCUGGCACACCUUCUGGACACACACCCCACCCCCUCAACAAUCCCACCUCCUCUCCCUGCUCUCCCUCCUCCAGUCCUCCGGCGCAACCAUCCUCAACGAAACCGAACUCCCACAUUACAAAACCAUCAUCUCCCCCGAUGGUUGGAACUGGGACUACGGCACCUCCCGCGGCUACCCAAAUGAAUCCGAAUACACAGUCGUUAAAACAGAUUUCUACAACAACAUCCAGAGCUACCUUUCAUCUCUAGAAAACACUUCCAUUCGCUCCUUGGAAGACAUGGUAGCAUAUAAUUAUGCCAACGAUGGUACCGAGGGUGGGAACGCGUGGCCAAACGGUAUACCCGCGUUUUACUCGGGCCAAGACGGAUUUCUCGCAUCCCUGGAAACGAAGGGUGUCAUGGACGAAACGUAUUAUCAAGCUCUAUCUUUCAUACAAAGGACGACGAGGGAAGAGGGAAUCGAUGCGGCACUCACGCAUAAUGGACGUAAGAUAGAUGCGCUGCUUGUGCCGGCGGAUGUAGGUCAGACGUAUCAGAUUGCGGCGCAGGCGGGGUAUCCAAUGAUUACAGUGCCGGCGGGAGUGGGUGAGGAGACGGGAAUGCCAUUUGGACUGGGGAUUAUGGGGAGGGCGUGGGGAGAAGGGGAGUUGUUGAGGUGGGCGAGUGCGAUUGAGCAUCUUUUGAGAGGGGAGCACGGGAGGGCGGAUAUGCGGAGGACGAUGCCGAGGUGGUUUGGGUAUUUGGAGAGGAACAUUCCGGUUAGGAAUUUGUAG